ACCACCAGCGCCACCGCUUCUUCUUCUUUCGAUUCUUCUUCUUCUUGCGGCGACGCGGAGAAGCAGAGGAAAGCCGCCACGGGGGAGAGGGGAAUGGCGGCGGACGUGAGCUCUGUGGCGAGGCUGCUGCGAUGGGAGGCCGGGAGGAGGGGCGGGGCGGCGGGGGAGGUCGUGACGAUGGAUCUGCUCGGCGGGUGCGGCGGCGACAGCCGCGGCGGCGUCGUCGGCGGCGGCGGAGGGGAGGACGACGUGGUCGACCUCGAGGUGAAGGUUCCCGCCGGGUGGGAGAGGCGGCUUGAUCUCAUGUCAGGGAAGACGUUCUUGACUCCUCGGCUCCAGGGCGUCCAUGUCGGCCACCAAGACCUCAACCUGCCUCCGCCGCCGUCCUCCGCCGCCGCGGCCGCGUCGACGUCGGCCGCGGUCUGCACGCUCGACAUGGUCCGCUCCGCGCUCGAGCGCGCCACGGCCGGGAGGUCGGCCGCCGCCGCCGCCGCGCGUGGCUCCCCGGCCACGUCGUCGUCGUCGUCGGCGUCCACCUCCUCGUCCUCCUCCUCCAUCGGCAAGCGCCACCGCUCGCCGCCCUCAGGCGGUGCCGUCGCGACGCCCGCGAGCCCGUCCAUGCGUGCGGCCGCCUGCCCGUCCUGCCUCACCUACGUGCUCAUCGCCGAGGCGGACCCCCGGUGCCCGCGUUGCGCCGGCAACGUCCCGCCGCUCGCCGGGAAGCCCCGGGAAGCCUCCGCCGGCGCCGGCGACGGCAGCGGGAAGAAGCCCAAGAUUGACCUGAAUGCGGCGGCCGACGACACCGAGUGAUCAGAGAAAAAUAUUUGGAAAAGAAAAAAAAUUGGAAACGAAUUUUUUUUCAAUUAAUUUCUUUUUCUUUUUUUAGUGAUACAGAAACAUUCUGAUAAGUUUUACUUAUUGAGAUGGAUCAGUCGUGUAGGUCUAUAUAUAUACCUCCUGAAAAAAAAAUUAAAUAGAUAUUAUGAUCGUAGGAUCGGAUCAAACCUGCAGCUGGGCAAAUAUAUAGAAGCCCAACCUUUGUUAAUCUCUUUGUUCCUUAUUUGUUGGUUUUUCUUCAAUUUGUAGCUGUACAAACUAAUUAGUUGAAACAUGUCUUUUGUCAAUUUUAUUGCUUGUUUAUUUGUUUCUUUUGACGUACAAAUCAAAUCUGAUAUUACUAAGAGAAAA
This is a messenger RNA of Oryza sativa Japonica Group (Japanese rice), 1188 nucleotides long. RefSeq lists its product as uncharacterized. The record is from RefSeq and is a predicted model, not a curated record. NCBI's taxonomy places the organism in Eukaryota, Viridiplantae, Streptophyta, Magnoliopsida, Poales, Poaceae.